Parnassius mnemosyne (clouded apollo) is the source of this 1650-nucleotide messenger RNA. The record is from the annotation of a GenBank genome assembly. Lineage: Eukaryota; Metazoa; Arthropoda; Insecta; Lepidoptera; Papilionidae.
AUGUGCGACAUGCAGAAAAUGCCCACAAGAGAGGAUGCCUCUUGUGAAGAAGAUUCGGAGAUGAAUUUCACUGCUUUCUCAGCGGUGGGCGGUGCUGGGACUCAUUUUGUGACUACCGGUGGACAGCUGCCAGUUACAAAAUUGCAACAGAAUGUUUCAAAUAAUGGCACUUCUCUCUCACAGGUUGUUGGUAUGGUUGGCGGAGUCAAUUUGCCUGAAGGAGUACAAUAUGUGCGUGCCUUGGACGGCGGCGCUACACUGCAAAGUACACCACAACUUAUUUCCGUACCAAUUGCAUUGCCAGGAGCCAAGCCUGGUGAUCCUCAGCCAACAGUGCAGAUUCAAGUUCUGGGUCCUAAUCUGACGCUGCAGGCGCAACAGCAGCCAAAAUAUCAAAUGCAAAUACCAAUACAGGGCUUUCAGCAAGGUGGUGCUGUGCUGACGGUGGCGUAUUCGCCGGAGAACACAGAAAAUGGCGGCAUUCAAUUGUUGGGAAACACGUUACCUGAAGGCCUUCAAGUGCUUGCGUUGCCACAAGAGAUGCAGUUGGUGCAACAAACGCAGACCCAGGACAAGGAUCAGAUGCAACAAAAUAUUCAGCAUCAGGUGUAUGUAACUCAGAACCAUCAAAUUGUGAUCGGUAAUCCGGGGGACAGCAAGCCUCUCAAUAACAACACAAGCGGGGAGAACAAUAAUUCUGUGGAAAUUGUUAUAAAGGAGGAGUGUGUUGAAAACAACGAUGAUGAGAGCUCUCAAGGCACGGAAGCAAGUGAAGGAAUGUCUUGGCAACUAGGCAACUCCUCGCAAGACCUUCUGAAAUAUCUCAAUCAGCUGCCACCACAGCAAGCACAAGCAUUGCCAGUUUCCCUGCAGCAGUUUCUGCGAUUAAAUCCCACUGAGAUCAAGAAAGACUCACUAGAGAUGGAAGUUAGCCCCACUACAGAAGAUAAAGAGCGCACUGUGGCCGAGGCUGUUCUUGAUGACGAUGGAGUAAUAAGGAUAAAAAAGAAAAAGAAGUACAAGAAGAAGCCACCGAAGCCAGCGCGUCCGAAGCCCGGGCAGGUUGUGAUCGCGACAGCUUCCGACGGCACGUCCAUCUUCUGCUGUCCGGAGUGCCAGAUGGCGUAUCCCGCCAAGGAGCAGCUCGAGAUGCAUCUCAUAGUGCACAAGAUCGAGAGGCGGUUCAUUUGCGGCAUUUGCGGCGCCGGUUUGAAGCGCAAGGAGCACUUGGAGCGGCACAAGCUGGGCCACAACCCUGAUCGGCCGUACACGUGCGGCGUGUGCAACAAGGGCUUCAAGCGGCGCGAGCACCUCAACCUGCACACCGUCAUACACUCCGGCAUCAAGACCGAGCUCUGCGGCGAGUGCGGCAAAGGUUUCUACCGGAAAGACCAUUUGCGCAAACACGCUCGCUCGCACGAAAGCAAACGAGCGCGCGACGAAGCGAACCACGAGCAGGGCGAAGUGAAGCAAACGUCCAACAGCACCGCCAAUAUCACCACCACCAAUAUCACCAACAAUACCAUACUGCCAGAGAUUACUAUACAUGUGCCGACGAGCUCGAACAUGCAGGUGCCGGUGCAGAUCAACAUCCCGCCGCACGUGGCGCAGCAGCUGCACGCCCAGCCGCCGACCCCGCACCGCUCGUGA